Molecule: messenger RNA, 1408 nt
Organism: Salvia splendens (bonfire salvia)
Lineage: Eukaryota; Viridiplantae; Streptophyta; Magnoliopsida; Lamiales; Lamiaceae
Product: putative E3 ubiquitin-protein ligase RING1a
Exons: 5
Coding region: 735-1223 (162 amino acids)
Biological process (GO): transcription initiation at RNA polymerase III promoter
Cellular component (GO): RNA polymerase III complex
Molecular function (GO): nucleotide binding
Source: RefSeq, a predicted model, not a curated record
UUGCUCUCUCCCCCAAUUUUAAAAAUAUACUCCCAUCCGUGACUCUCUCUCUUCUCUUCUCUUCUCUUCUCUUCUCCACAAUCCAUUCCUCCCCAAAAUUGAGGAUCGGCGAAACCCAAGCUCCACCGCCGCCGCAAUUUCCCGUCACCAUCGCCGACCACCACCGUGUCGGACGCCUCUUCAGAAAAUAUGGGAGGGUCGACAGAGUGGAUAUGAAAUCAGGGAAGAGGUUGAUUCAGGAGGGGAAUGAUGUACCUCUUCAUUGCCACUGAAGAUAUAACCACCCGUCGACCAGUAGCUAAGGGCCCCCCUCUUUUUUUGCACUCUUUCUCCUUCAUCUUUCUUCUUCUCACCCUUCUCUCUCUUUUUGCAGAUUCAAUGUUGCUUUUUAAUUGUUCCAAAGCUUAGUUGGUUUUAUUGGACCAAUUUUUUUCCAAUGUUGCCAUUUUUUAAAUGACCAAAAAGGUAAACAAAAUAGCUCUGCAUUUUCCCGUAAAAGUGUCAUUUCGGCACUUUAGAUUAGUAUAGAUUGCAUCUUUUCCGCAAUAAAUUAAACAAUCAAAACAUACACAAAUUCACACUUGACCCCCAAAUCCAAAACCCUCGUCCGCCACCGCGACCGCAACCCCUCCGCUCCGGCGACUGCAGCCACCAUCACAAAUCCGUUCGACCAAAUCACAGCUCAUAAUAUACUGAAACAAGUUUUAGCUCUCAAAGCAGUGAGCAUCCUAUCGAUGAAAAUAAUUGAGGCCAGCGCCGGCGCUCUCACUAAUUUUGAAUUGCUUGACCUCUUGAGAUCAAGAGGUGCUGGAAAGGAUGCCUCUCGAGCUAUUGCAACCGUAUCUCAAUCUGAGUUCAAGGUUUUUGAUUAUUUAGAGGGGACGGUUGCUUGCAAUCAAACAAGGGAAAUUAUCGAUAACUUUGUUGCUGAGUGCCAAAAAUUUGACCUUGCAAAGGCAGAGAUUCUUAAUAUUGUGAAUAUAAGACCAAGAAAUGAACCUGAGCUUUUCCCGCUCAUCGAGGAGUGCGAGUCGCGUAUGGAAGAUAAGGCUGAAGAGCUUGUAGAGACCAUCACAAGGAUUUUGCCACCUCAUCCGUCUCAGGUGGAUGAAGCAAAUGAGGAAGCUGCUGAGGGGGAAGAAGAAGAGACCGAGCCUGAACAGGCUGCUGAAGGGGAAGGGGAUGGGGAAGGGCAAGAAGAAGAAGAAGAGACCGAGCCUUAACCAUACUACUUCUUUUACUACCUCUGCUUAAUUUCUUUAGAGCAUUAGCCAUGAAUUCUAGUUAGUGUAAGAAGGAAGAUGAUAGUGUGAAAUUUUGCAAAGUGACUAAUCAAAUUAACAACUGAACUCUCAAGAGCCAAUUACUACAGCAAUGUCAAGUUAUUAUUUUUUUGUGCUUUUGUAAA